AUGUCGGACUCCAACCAGCCAAGCCAACUCUCCGGAGGUAUCAAGCAGGUGCAAGGUGCGUCUCGAGCAGCUUUCGCAUCCCUCGGGUCGUGGGAAACGAUGAGCCCGACACUGAUAGAGCGUUGUGUACUCUUGCAUUCCUCGCAGGCACUGUCACUGAGCAGAUUGGAAACCUCACUGGCUCCAACGACUGGAAGGCAUCCGGUGCCCAGACCCGCACCGAGGGCGAGGCUGAGCAGAAGGCAGCGCAAGCCAAGGAGUACGCCGAGGGUGAGUGAUCCUUCUCUCGUCGAGGCACAGAGCGAUGAGGAUGGCUAUACGGUUUGUUCGGCAUCACCAGGCUUCACCCUCCGGUGCAGUCGGGAAGCUUGCGUAGACAUUCACACACGAAUGCCUGCUCAUCACUGUUUGGUGCUAGAAGUUAACAUUUUGUGCCUUUUUGCGAUCCCUUAGGCGCCACCGACUCCGUCGGCGGAUACAUUCAAAGUGUCAAGGGCGCCGUCACUGGCGACAAGACCGAGCAGAUUGCCGGCAACGCCCGCAAGGAGGCAGGUGACGCUCAGCGCGCUGCCAACAAGCCCACCUAA
This is a messenger RNA of Ceraceosorus bombacis, 587 nucleotides long. The record is from the annotation of a GenBank genome assembly. NCBI's taxonomy places the organism in Eukaryota, Fungi, Basidiomycota, Exobasidiomycetes, Ceraceosorales, Ceraceosoraceae.